GCAGAAUAUUUGAACUUUUUUGUUCAACUUAAAUAAAAUAACUAAAUAAUAUAUCUAAAAAAUAAUUUCUCAUACAAUUAGGAAAUAAAACUACAUACACACAAAUAGUUUGAAGUAUGCUUAUGGUAUCUACCCUAACAAGUUGAUUUUGAAGGACCUAACGACGAGAUUCUGGCGUCUAUGGUUAGUGUGCCAGUGUUGCAGGAGUUGAUUCUGCAAGCGGAUUAUCACAGUUCCAAGGAGGUCAAGCAUGGACGACGUGGGCCUCGUCACCUCAUAUUAACGACUUAGUUCAUCUUAGGAUUUCUAUCUCUUUCUAGUUGUGAUUAACCUUUCAUGCUUGUGUCUUUUUUUCUAUGCUACUAGUGUUUGACCCCAAUAAUAGUCGUAAUAUUAAAUCAUUAAGUCAGUCCGCGUCCGCCUCAAAUAUGACGAGAUAUCCGUCUCAUGCAUUGCUUUGGAAAAUUCACUAAAUCCUCUUUGCUCUCGAGUUUAUUAUAGGUACAUCAUAAACUCUUAGUCGCCAUUUUUUUAAGGAGUGUUUCAUUUUAUCAAAAAAAAUGUUAUUCCACCAUAACUACAAAAUACUAGACAAAGACUUGAAAAUGCAAUACUUAAAUAUAUAAACUUAUACUUGAGAAGAAAUAUUAUUUAGAAAUAUUAAGCCAUAUUCCAUUGAUUAUUCAAAGUCUCUAUCUGUCUUGAAAAUUAUUGCUAGUUUGUCGUUAGGGUCAAGUCGACCUUGGAAGAAGAUUUCCAUAAUUAUCGUACAUAUGGCUUACUCAUCACCCACGUACUACAAUUAUCUAUCUAGACUUUCUUAUAUAUAAUAUACUCAGUCCCCACACGCUCUUAAAUAUUAGCACUAUUUUCUUCUAUACUUAUCGUCCCUAAACCCCAAUACUGUGCCUUAGACUCUUACAUUAUGUAUAAACUGGAGAGGUUAUAAAUUUGGGUUCGACUAUAUUUCCGUAUUCGAAUUUCCUUUUCUUAUAAAAAAAAAUUCAUUUGGUAUUUCAUAUUUUUAAAGAAUGGUUCAAUAAUUGUUUUAAUCCUUAGCCACAAUUCAAUAAUAUUUUAAGAGUGAGGAUUGCAUAAAACUUGUAAGAAAGAUUAAAUAUUUGCCAUACAUAUCUUCAAUCCUGAAUUGUAAACACAAAUAUAGCCUAUAAAAAAUUGCAUGGGGCUCGAGUAAAUUAAAUUAAUUGUGUGGAUUAUAUAUUGGAUAUCCCAAUAAUCAGGAGGAAGCAAUUGCCAAAUGGCAAGUGAAGCUUGGAAUAUGAAAAGGAAAAGGGGCACGUAAGUAGCCACAUUUUUUAAAACCUGGGAGCCACAGUGGCACAAUCCAAUUGGAUUAUCGAAGAGCGAAGGGCUAAUUUUGUCUUAUCGCUAAUGACGCAAUACGACGUGUCAACCGCAGAGCGUGAAAACUACUUUUCUUUAUUUUCCUCGACUCCUAUUUUUUUUUUCCAUCCCUUCCCUACCAAAGAUGACCCUUAUCUUCAAACUAAAUCCCCAUCGCUUUCACCCCUCUCAUUUCACAUAUCCUACUCUAUCCCAUAAUGUUUAUGCUGUAAAUCCUAAUUUCAUCAUCGCCCUUUCAAUUAUCAACUUAACUUUACUCCCAAAUUUCGGAUUUAACAUUCAUUAUUUCAGCCACAACUCUAUUCUAAUUUUUUAAGUGUAAUCCUCUAGUUCAAGUAAUUUCCUUUGUAAGAGGAAAAAUAAUUGAAUGGGGUAUGACAAUAUGAAUAAGUACAGCAAAAACACAAGAUUAAAAUAGAGAAAGCCGACACCUGGUAUCCUAAAAGAAUAACUGCUAGUGACUCCAGGCCCACUAUAUAUCAAGACAUACACGUUUAGUUUUAUUUGACGUUAAAGAUGCAUCCACAGUGGCUCUACGAGCCAAAUAAAUAAGCGGCAACAAUCAAAGCUUUCUCAACGUCUUAAAAACAAUGUCUAUCAAUAUUAAGACGACCUCCAAAAACUCCAGGAGAAAAAGAUUUAGCGAUGACCAAAUCAAGUCACUGGAGACCACGUUCGAGACUGAGGCUAGACCGGAGCUACACCUCAAGCAACACCUAGCUAGCCAUCUUGGCCUGCAGCCGCGACAAAUUGCCAUAUGGUUCCAGAACAAGAGGGCUAGAUCAAAGUCCAAGCAAAUCGAGCAGGAAUACAGCGUGCUCAAGUUCAACUACGAUGACUUAGCACUACAGUUUGACACAUUGAGGAAAGAGAAUCAAGCAUUGCUUACCCAGGUGCAGAAACUCAGAAAGAUGGCGGAUAACAAGGAUUGCGAGGAGAAUGAAAAGAAUCAAAUCAAAUUAGGAGCUACUGAAAUCCCGAGAUUGCUACUAGACAUUAAAGGCAAUGAGCUAUGCAUGCCAUCAUGCGAGGAACUGAACGGGAGAGUAGAUUACCUGGAGGAGGAGGCAGGUGUUCUGAAUAUAGCUCAGAUUGCUGAAAGUUCCUUAACAUCACCUGAAAAUGGAUGUAGCUUUGAAUCUUGUAAUUUUCUUGAUAAUACUGGCGCUAAUGCACAGUGGUGGGACUUCUAGAGUGAUCCACGAUAUAGAGUGACUACGAUAUAGAGUGAAGAUACGUGUGUGAUAGAUUAGAGAGCCAGAGUAUUUAGAACUAGGUUACAUAAACCAUACUGCAUACUUCUUCCAAUUUUGAUUUA
Messenger RNA from Salvia splendens (bonfire salvia), 2683 nucleotides. RefSeq names its product homeobox-leucine zipper protein ATHB-12. Gene Ontology annotation, biological process: positive regulation of DNA-templated transcription. Gene Ontology annotation, cellular component: nucleus. The record is from RefSeq and is a predicted model, not a curated record. The transcript has 2 exons. Gene Ontology annotation, molecular function: sequence-specific DNA binding; DNA-binding transcription factor activity, RNA polymerase II-specific. Bases 1956 to 2558 code for a protein of 200 amino acids. Lineage: Eukaryota; Viridiplantae; Streptophyta; Magnoliopsida; Lamiales; Lamiaceae.